UAGGUAAUGAUUGUUGUAAAUAGUUAAUUAAUGAUGAAUGUCAUCAUGAAGACGCUCAUUAGUGCCUACAUAAUAUUAUAAAUUUAAAAAUCGUGAAAUAAUUUAAAUAUCGAUCUUGUAGUGUCGUGUAGAAAGAAAACAUAUCACUAGUAAUAAUAUAUUUUAAUUCUCUUUGAGUAAUACUCAAUGAGUAGGUUAUAGAAUACUUAUUUGUGUGUUACAUUUAAGAGAAAACGUUUUGUUUUGCUAAACUUAAUUAAGGUUUUAACUUUGUGUUCAUAAAUUUACAAUGAAAUUCCAUUUACCUUAUUGUUUAGUAUUUAUUGUCUUAUUUAUAUUGGAUGAUAAUAUUGUAAAAACUCAGGAAUCUACAUUUGGUGAAUGCCAUACGAAUCACGAUGAUUUUAUGGAAACAGUAAAGUUUUUGACCAAAAGUAUAGUACCAUCUUUGGAAGGUACCAAUAAAGGUGAUUCAGGAAGGAUAGGUAUUAUAGGUGGUUCUAUUGAAUAUUGUGGUGCACCAUAUUUUUCAGCAAUAUCAGCGCUUAAGAUUGGCGCUGAUCUUGUUUACGUGAUUACAACGGAAGAUGCAGCUCCAAUUAUAAAAGCUUAUAGCCCUGAUCUUAUAGUGUACCCAUUCCUUAGCAAAAAACAUGCUUCUAAAAUAAGUGCGCUAUUGCCGAAGAUGGAUGCUAUAAUUAUUGGCCCUGGGCUAGGAAGGGAAGAAGAAUCCAUGAAAUUGACUUACGAGAUUAUAGACAGUUGCAAAUUUCUUAAAAAGCCUUUGGUAAUUGACGCUGAUGGCCUAUAUGCUGUGUCUAAAAAUGUAUCGAUUCUUAAUGGAUACCCUAGCCCAGGGGUAAUCUUGACGCCUAAUGGAAGAGAAGCUAAGAAAAUAAUUGAAGCUGUUGGCAGAAAUGACACAAAAUGGUGCAAUUUUUGGGGAGACCAUGUAUCUGUUUUAAUAAAAGGCGCAAUUGAUCAAUAUUAUUCUUCCAAUACUCUAUAUAAUUGGGCUUCUUCUGAAGGUGGGUCUGGACGGCGCGCAGGAGGGCAAGGAGAUAUUUUGUCUGGUGCAUUGGGUACAUUAUACACUUGGGCGAUAAGAAGCAAAAUGUGUGACAAUAACUUACAACUGGCACAAAGUGUGGCGACAUAUGCGGCUGCUAAAUUUACAAGGGAAUGUAAUGCUCAAGCAUUUAAGACAUUUGGACGUAGUUUGUUAGCAUCGGAUAUGAUAAAAUACAUUCAUGUUGCAUUUGAAACAAUUUUUAACUAUCAUUGAAUUUCAAAGUAUACGUUUUUCUACAAACAAAA
Manduca sexta (tobacco hornworm) is the source of this 1317-nucleotide messenger RNA. RefSeq names its product ATP-dependent (S)-NAD(P)H-hydrate dehydratase-like. The transcript is spliced from 2 exons. NCBI's taxonomy places the organism in Eukaryota, Metazoa, Arthropoda, Insecta, Lepidoptera, Sphingidae. The coding region runs from base 290 to 1285 and encodes 331 amino acids. Gene Ontology annotation, molecular function: ATP-dependent NAD(P)H-hydrate dehydratase activity. The record is from RefSeq and is a predicted model, not a curated record. Gene Ontology annotation, biological process: metabolite repair.